GUGAGAACUGAAACUUCCGGGUAAAUAGACGGAGCGGUCGGUGGACUGGAACAUUGGAAGAGUUCAUAGACUAGACCUGCAGGCAUCAUUGACAGAAUCGUCACUUGAAUACUUCAGGCAGGAUUUUGGGCAAUAAAAAGUUAACAGGUCCAAGGAACCCAUUAAGUCAUAAUUAGGUUGUCCCAGGUCUGUGUCUGCCCCCUCUGGCCCGAUGUAGCCACCACCCAAGUGCGUUGUUGUGAGUGAGGCAGCGGCCAAAAACAGAGGACGCACCCAUGUUUUAUGUGCCGUCGUCUACGUCUCCUAGCCCAGUCAUGGAGACAGCCAAACUGGUGCAGAAAAAACUGGGACAGGAGGAAGUGUGCCUCCAGUGCGUGGAGUGUUCUCGUAUCGUGGAGGGAAAGCGGCUUGUUCGCUUUGCAGCCGUGGUGGAGAGAAAGGAGGAAUAUGGAAUCUUCAUCUUCAUGUCCAGCAGGAUCCCAUGUUUGCAGUCGAGUGAUCUGGAGCUGGAGACAGCCAUUGCUGUAGACUCAAGUCUGCGCUGCCAUGCAGAGGCUCCUACCAGGCAGGACAAGCCACAUCCAGAGUUUGUUCUGCGGCUGCAGUCAGCAGACGUGAACUUGGUCUUGGAGAUGCCUCAGGUGGAGAACACGCAGAUGUUUUUGGCGGAAGUCAAGCGAGCACAGGAUUUCGCCUCUUGGACACCUGUGCAGUCCAUGAACGCUGCCUUUGGAGCCCUGGCGUCUUUCACUUGGCUGGCCAAGUAUCGACUCUCUCGGCAAAAGCAGCAGCAACAACAACAACAGCAACAGGCUCCGCCGGCAAGCGAGAAUCCGUUUGCUGCGGACACGUUUGACCCUAUGAAACACAUGAACUUGUCUGACACCGGGGCUCAUGUCUUGGCUACAGAUGUUGCGUCCAGUAGCCAAAGUACUUGGUACCAGGAUGAUAUGGCGGCUCUUUCCUUGUCUGACACCACGGCCCAGAAAUCAUCCACCCUGGGUUCUAAGAACAGAAGUCAAAGUCGGGACUCCUUGGACAAAAUAGUCAACUCGUCCAGGUCUGAAGACUUGACCGACUCUAUGGAGGCCAUCCAGGGCCAGUUGGGCAUCUCGUCGGGUGCAGAGUUGCCCGUGGGUACCAAGCCCGUGUCCAGCAGAGAGAAGUUUGUCCGACAGUUCCUCUGUAACCGCGAGGACGAGUUCACUGACCUCAGAAACUUCAGGGUGUUCUGUGGUACCUGGAACGUCAACGGUCAGUCCCCGGCCGAAGCUUUACACAAGUGGAUGGUGGUGGACAACGAACCUCCCGACAUAUACGCCAUUGGUUUCCAGGAACUGGAUCUACGAAAAGAAGCUUUCAUCUUCAGUGAUUCCCCCAAAGAAACAGAGUGGCAGACGGCUGUGAAAAGUUAUCUACACCCAAAAGCCAAGUACAGGAAGGUGAAGUCAAUCCGUCUGGUGGGUGUCCUGCUCAUUGUGUACAUCCAAGAGAAACAUGUGCCUCACAUCAACUUCAUCGACGCCGACAGCGUUCCCACGGGAAUCAUGGGAUUUGUGGGUAACAAGGGCGGUGUGUCGGUGCGGUUCACUCUCCACUCCACCUCCCUGUGUUUUGUCAACUCCCAUCUCGCUGCUCACCAGGAGGAGUACGAGCGCAGGAACCAGGAUUACAGAGACAUCGAGACGAAGACCAAAUUCAAGCAGUUCGAGCCCCCACUAGAACUUUCUGAACAUGAUGUGGUCUUCUGGAUUGGAGACCUCAACUACAGGAUAGACAUGUGUAUAGACGACGUUAAGUCCCGCAUCCAAAAGCAAAAGUAUAAGCAGUUGUUGGAAGGAGAUCAGCUGUACCGACAAAUGAAGGCAAACAGUGAUGUGUUUAAAGGUUACGAAGAAGGUUUGCCUCUCUUUGACCCCACAUAUAAAUUUGACGCUGGCUCCGAUGUUUAUGACACUAGUGAGAAGAGCCGAGUGCCAGCCUGGUGUGACCGCAUCCUGUGGCGAGGGCCUGGUGUGCAACAGCUGCGCUACGACUCACAUCCUCAGCUCAAGGUGUCGGACCACAAGCCUGUCAGUUCCUUGUUUAAUGUUGGGGUGCGUGUGAUCGACCAGAAGCGCUACAAGAGAGUUUACGAGGACAUCAUGAAAAAACUAGACAGACUGGAGAACGACUACCUGCCACAGAUCAAGCUGGACAAGACGGAGCUGGUGUUUGAGAAUGUGAAGUUCAUCGAGCCUCAGACUCAGGUUGUGACCAUCGCCAACAUUGGACAGGUGCCAGUUGAGUUUGAAUUCAUCAACAAACUGGACGACCAGUCGUACUGCCGCCCCUGGCUCAAAGCCACGCCCCACAAAUCUAUCAUCCUUGCAGGCGCGUGCUGUGAGGUCCAGGUGGAGGUGUAUGUGGAGAAGAACUCUGCGGCGCGACUCAACUGUGGGGAGGAGAACCUGGAGGACAUCUUGGUGCUGCACCUCACGGGGGGAAAGGACUCUUUUAUUACUGUGAGCGGCAACUAUCUCAUCAGCUCGUUUGGCUCCUCCAUCGAGGCCCUGGUACAGAUGCACGGACCCAUCCGAGAAGUGCCGGUGGCCUCUCUCAUCGAAAUAGAACAGCCGGGCAGUCUUAGCCGGGUGGACAUCACACAGGAUGGAGGCAGACUCUAUAUGGUGCCAAAGGAAAUCUGGAAACUUGUGGAUUUCCUACACAAGUAUGGUUUGGACAAGAAGGAUCUGUUCCAGCAGCCAGGAAGGACCUCUGAGAUCCAGCUUAUCAGAGACUGCUUGGACACUGGCCUUCCGGAACAAAUUUCGGAGACGAUGAGCGUCCACUCGGUGGCCGAGUCCUUCCUGCUGUUCCUGGAGUGUCUGGCUCAGCCUGUGCUGCCCUGUGAGGUGUACAGUCAGGCCCUGGCCUCUUCCAACAACCUGCUGCUCAGUAAACAGUUGGUAUCAAGACUGCCCGACUGCCACAAGAAUGUGUUCCUCUACGUGUGUGCCUUCCUGAGGGAACUGUUGCAGAAUGGUGAGCAGAAUGGCCUGGACAUCAAGUUCCUCUCUACUAUAUUUGGUGAGAUCCUGCUUCGGCCAGCCCCGUCCACAAGCUUAGCCAGAAGUAGCGAGGCCUCUCUGAAGGAACGCAAGUCCAAGAUACGAGAAGAAGAGGCCAAGAAAGCAGCGUUCAUGUACCAUUUCUUGAGCCAAGAUAUUGAUGCCUAGUUUUACUGGUUGUGCAAUUAUCAUUUUGUACAUGUCACAUCAUCCUGAUGGUCCAGUGUAAGAUUCCAUCAUAAGCCACUUUUUGCGAAAAUCACUUUUUUACAUUUGAUAGAUUCCUGGAUUGCCGGACAAAUUGUGUCAAAAGACGAGCUCUCUAAGAUUACUAGUUUUGAAGUUGCUAUGCUACAAAGGCUUGAAUUUCAUGAACUGGAUAAUAAAUCAAUGAAUCAGUCUUUUGUUUCUUGUGAACAAUUUUCAAAAUGGCUUAUGGUGAAGUCUUACACAAAGCCAGCCGAUCCGUGUUCUAGAAAUUUGAUAUUUUCGUGAGUGUGUGAAAUAUGUGAUAGAUGAUAGGAGAUGAUGCUCCCCAUGGUAUGCAGCUUUUGUUCUCGAGAAAAGUUUUUUUCAGAGUCUUAGUUGCUGAAGGGAGUGCAUUAUUAUUUAUUAGAAAAUUAACUCUAAUUAGACUAGUCUAAUGUGUUGUUAUAUAAAGAUAAAUGUUUUGAACUGAGGGUGGCUGUAUGAUGCUAUGUUUUGCACCCAAGAUCAUGUUUUUGCUCUUUUGUUUUUAUGAAGACUCACAGAAAAUCUUGAAGGAAAACCACAGCAUACUCUACACAGCAUUGUGUUUAUUACAAAGUUCAAGCAUUUUUUGUGUGAAGGACUUUUGUUUGAGGUUUUAGAUUCUCAUAAGUUGGGGUGAAAGUGUACAAUCAUUUUGGAGAAUGUUUAUUGAGAGCCUAGAAAUAAAAUAUAUUUCAUGUAGUGUAGAAGAAUUUCAUUUCAUUGUGUGAAAAUUGUGUGAAAAUUUGCCGCUGUUUUUGCCAGAGGCAUGAUUUGUUUUCUUCCAUACAUGUAGUACGACUUGUAAGCACUAUGCAGUUACAGUUCUCAGUGCAGAAGGCUUGCAAAGAUGUUUUCACUCCAGUGAAAGUUGUAACAGCCAUGUCUGUUAUCGUGACGUGUUUCCCAACGAAAAAAAAAAGAAGAAAAA
Aplysia californica (California sea hare) is the source of this 4212-nucleotide messenger RNA. RefSeq names its product type II inositol 1,4,5-trisphosphate 5-phosphatase. The coding region runs from base 276 to 3218 and encodes 980 amino acids. The record is from RefSeq and is a predicted model, not a curated record. Gene Ontology annotation, biological process: phosphatidylinositol dephosphorylation; signal transduction. The transcript is spliced from 28 exons. Gene Ontology annotation, molecular function: phosphatidylinositol-4,5-bisphosphate 5-phosphatase activity; inositol phosphate phosphatase activity. NCBI's taxonomy places the organism in Eukaryota, Metazoa, Mollusca, Gastropoda, Aplysiida, Aplysiidae.